AUGUGUCUGGGGCGUGUCCCUCGUCACGCAUGUGCCUGGGGCGUGUCCCUCGUCACCCAUGUGUCUGGGGCGUGUCCCUCGUCACCCCAUGUGUCUGGGGCGUGUCCCUCGUCACCCAUGUGCCUGGGUCGUGUCCCUCGUCACGCAUGUGCCUGGGUCGUGUCCCUCGUCACCCAUGUGUCUGGGGCGUGUCCCUCGUCACCCCAUGUGUCUGGGACGUGUCCCUCGUCACCCAUGUGCCUGGGGCGUGUCCCUCGUCACCCAUGUGCCUGGGUCGUGUCCCUCGUCACCCAUGUGCCUGGGUCGUGUCCCUCGUCACCCAUGUGCCUGGGGCGUGUCCCUCGUCACCCAUGUGCCUGGGUCGUGUCCCUCGUCGCGCAUGUGCCUGGGUCGUGUCCCUCGUCACCCCAUGUGCCUGGGUCGUGUCCCUCGUCACGCAUGUGCCUGGGGCGUGUCCCUCGUCACCCAUGUGCCUGGGGCGUGUCCCUCGUCACCCAUGUGCCUGGGGCGUGUCCCUCGUCACCCCAUGUGUCUGGGGCGUGUCCCUCGUCACCCAUGUGUCUGGGGCGUGUCCCUCGUCACGCAUGUGUCUGGGGCGUGUCCCUCGUCACCCAUGUGCCUGGGUCGUGUCCCUCGUCACGCAUGUGCCUGGGUCGUGUCCCUCGUCACCCCAUGUGCCUGGGGCGUGUCCCUCGUCACCCAUGUGCCUGGGGCGUGUCCCUCGUCACCCAUGUGCCUGGAUCGUGUCCCUCGUCACCCAUGUGUCUGGGGCGUGUCCCUCGUCACCCAUGUGCAUGGGGCGUGUCCCUCGUCACCCAUGUGUCUGGGGCGUGUCCCUCGUCACGCAUGUGUCUGGGGCGUGUCCCUCGUCACCCAUGUGCCUGGGGCGUGUCCCUCGUUACCCAUGUGUCUGGGGCGUGUCCCUCGUCACGCAUGUGUCUGGGGCGUGUCCCUCGUCACCCAUGUGCUUGGGCCGUGUCCCUCGUCACCCAUGUGCCUGGGGCGUGUCCCUCGUCACCCAUGUGCCUGGGGCGUGUCCCUCGUCACCCAUGUGUCUGGGGCGUGUCCCUCGUCACGCAUGUAUCUGGGGCGUGUCCCUCGUCACCCAUGUGCCUGGGCGUGUCCCUCGUCACCCCAUGUGCCGGGGGCGGGUCCCUCGUCCCCCCAUGUGCCUGGGGCGUGUCCCUCGUCACCCCAUGUGUCUGGGGCGUGUCCCUCGUCACCCCAUGUGCCUGA
Procambarus clarkii (red swamp crayfish) is the source of this 1236-nucleotide messenger RNA. The record is from RefSeq and is a predicted model, not a curated record. Lineage: Eukaryota; Metazoa; Arthropoda; Malacostraca; Decapoda; Cambaridae.